This is a messenger RNA of Phanerochaete carnosa HHB-10118-sp, 2117 nucleotides long. RefSeq lists its product as uncharacterized. The transcript is spliced from 2 exons. Gene Ontology annotation, biological process: L-lysine biosynthetic process. Bases 28 to 2019 code for a protein of 663 amino acids. Gene Ontology annotation, molecular function: 4 iron, 4 sulfur cluster binding; homoaconitate hydratase activity. The record is from RefSeq and is a predicted model, not a curated record. NCBI's taxonomy places the organism in Eukaryota, Fungi, Basidiomycota, Agaricomycetes, Polyporales, Phanerochaetaceae.
UAUGUCAUGAUUCGUCCAGAGCAUGUCAUGACACACGACAAUACUGGUCCUGUGAUCUCAAAGUUCAAAUCUAUCGGUGCUACCCGCAUACACAAUCCCAAGCAGGUCGUCUUUACGCUCGACCAUGAUGUCCAGAACAAGUCAGAGAAGAACCUCAAAAAAUAUGCCACGAUAGAGGCAUUUGCUCGGAUAUACGGCAUCGACUUCUACCCCGCAGGUCGAGGUAUCGGCCACCAGAUUUUGGUCGAGGAAGGAUACGCUUUCCCGCAUGCGCUCACGGUCGCCAGUGACAGCCAUAGUAACAUGUAUGGCGGUGUUGGGUGUGUUGGCACUCCCAUUGUCCGUACUGAUGCUGCCGCCCUCUGGGCAACAGGUCAGACAUGGUGGCAGGUUCCUCGGAUGGUCAGGGUCGAAUUCAAGGGCAAACUUGCACCGGGGGUGUCUGGAAAGGAUGUCAUCGUCGCAUUGUGUGGCUCGUUCAACAAAGAUGAAGUCCUCAACGCGGCUAUCGAGUUCACAGGCGAGGGUGUCCAGCAUCUCUCUAUCGACGAACGGUUGACAAUCGCGAACAUGACAACGGAAUGGGGUGCCCUCGUCGGCGUCUUCCCUGUAGACGCUGUCGCAUUGGACUGGUACGAGCGUAUGCUGAAGAAGCUCGAGCUCCGCACCUUCUCUACUCCUGCUCUUGGCUCUUCGAUCCCACCCCCUCCAGAACACCCACGUAUCAACCGGGCCCGCCUCGAUGCCCUUCGCACCGCAAACCUUCGUUCCGAUGCUGACGCCGAGUACUCGUCGCACCUCGUCUUCGACCUUUCGACUCUUGUCCCGUAUGUCUCUGGUCCCAACAGCGUCAAGAUCGCGAAUCCGCUGCCCAAGCUCGAGGAAGCAAAGAUCAAGAUCAACAAAGCGUAUCUGCUCAGCUGCACGAAUGCUCGUGCUUCUGACAUCGCUGCUGCUGCUGCGGUCAUUAAGGGCCACAAGAUCAACUCAGACGUCCAAUUCUUUGUCGCGCCUGCUUCCUCUGAGGUCCAGCGUGAGGCCGAGCAGAGUGGCGACUGGGAGACCCUGAUUGGGGCCGGUGCCAAGCUUCUCCCUGCUGGCUGUGGGCCGUGCAUUGGCCUUGGUACGGGCCUCCUGGAGGAGGGCGAGGUCGGUAUCAGUGCUACCAACAGGAAUUACAAGGGCCGCAUGGGCCAUCCACUCGCUCAGGCGUACCUCGCCAGCCCCGCCGUCGUCGCUGCGAGUGCCGUCAAAGGCUACAUCGCCAGCCCCGAUCUUCUCGACGCCAGUAAACUCCCCCCAGCCGGUGCACCUACAUUCUCUAUCGUUGGCUCGCCCUCAUCGGAAACGAAGCUCUCACAGAAGGAAGCCGUUCUCGCAGGCUUCCCGGAGACCUUUGCAGGUCCCCUGCUCUUCACACCCCAGGAUAACCUGAACACUGACGGGAUCUACCCCGGCAAAUACACGUACCAGGACGACAUCACGCUCGAGCGCCAGGCCGAGGUCGUCAUGGAGAAUUACGACCUAACGUUUGCUCAACUUAUUGUGGAUAUCCGCAAGCGGCAACCCGCAGACGACGAUGCACGUAUCAGGCGCGGCGUCGUGCUUGUGUCCGGAUACAACUUCGGCACGGGCUCGUCCCGCGAGCAGGCCGCAACGGCACUCAAAGCCGCGGGCAUCCCCAUCGUCGUCGCGGGCUCGUUCGGCGACAUCUUCAAGCGCAACGCGAUCAACAACGGGCUCGUGUGCGUCGAGUCGCCUGAGCUCGUUGCAGACCUCACUGUGGAGUACGCAAGGGAUGGCAAGCGUGGUGCUGGAGGCAAGGAUGGUGAGCUCACCGUCAACAGGGGCCUCUCGGCCGUAAUCAAGGUCGUCGACGGCGCACUCACCGUCACUUUCCCCGACGGCAAGACCAAGACGUACACCGUCCAACCAGUAGGCGCGUCCGUGCAGGAGUUGUGGCUGUGUGGCGGUCUCGAGGGAUAUGUUCUCAAGGCUAUCCAAUCUGAGAACUUUUAAAACGUCUUAUGCUGCUACAAGGUCAGAAAUGCACCUGCUCCCAAGCAAGACCCUUUUGAAUUGUAGGCCAUGAUUCGUGUGUGUUGUCACCGACGGCG